Molecule: messenger RNA, 557 nt
Organism: Phalaenopsis equestris
Lineage: Eukaryota; Viridiplantae; Streptophyta; Magnoliopsida; Asparagales; Orchidaceae
Source: RefSeq, a predicted model, not a curated record
CUAUGCCAAUGGAGGAGGAUGAUAAGGAGGAGGAUGGAGAUGUUGAUGUUGAUAAUGAAGAAGCAUACUCUUUGGAAGAAUAAAAGGAUAUGGAGAAAUUUGGCUAAGAUAGUUAAAGCAGCUCAAUGUUGUGCUAGACAGCUAAACACUAGUGAUGAUCCGUACUCAGGUGAAAUAAUAGAGAAGACUGAAAGUUGGUGUCAAGGUCAGGCACGUGGGUUCCCCAUCCAUUUCUACUUCAUGUGCAAAAGGCAAAGGAAACUGAAACCUGACACCAUGCCUAAGAACCUAGCCACCCUAACUUGGAAAUCCAAUGCCACCAUUUGAGUUCUAGGUGUCUAGCCUACCUUUUGACGAUUUCCACAAUUCUGAGAUGUUUUGAGCAAGGAGAAGACUUAAAAGUGAGGGACUUCAAUGUAUAUAGGGUAUAUGUUUUUAUAUGGUCUUAUAGAGUUUCUCACGUAGUGAACGUGCAUAUGAGUGUGAGUUUUACUUUGUGUUAAGACAAUUGAGAUGAAAUAAAGAGGAAUAAUACUUUUUAGAAGGAGAGUUGGCUU